UGCCGUUCUGCCUAGUGAGAAGGAGCCGCCGGUGCUGCUGUCUUCUGGGGUCGCGCUUGGAAUGCUGCGGCACCCCAACGUUCCACAGCCGAACGUCUGGACACCGUCGUGUCGCUCCCUGGAGCGCAGCCCGGGUUGCUGAGGCAGGCGGUUGCUUGCAACACGCUACGUGGGGAGCACGGAUUACAGCCGCAGCGACGGGGCCACCUCUGUGAGCAUUUCUGUCGGGCUUCGGUUCAGUUUCUUGUCUGUUUUCCAUCGCGAUGAAGGCGAAAGGCUCUGUGGCAACCUGAGGCGCAACAUUAAAGUAGGAGAAAGAACAUCGUGGGGAGGAGAGAUCUCAGGCCGAGGCGAUCGCACUGAAAGGCUAAGUGGAAAAGAGGAAAGCUGGCUCACCUAGGAGAUCGGCAUCGAGCUUGAGUUUAGGUGAUUGCUGAGGAUUAGUUUGUAUGUAGAAUCUUCAGACUAAAACUGCAACUGCUGCUACAGCUAAAUUGCUGCUACGUGUCCAGUCCAGGUGAUAAAUCCUUCUCGUACACUUACCACGUUUAACAGUGCUAUUCUUGGGAAAAUGUAUGCAUCUUUUCCCAGUAAGAGCGGGGAUGGUGAUAACAUUAGCCUUUGGGAUUUUUUUCUUAAAUGUAAAUCUUCAUGGAUCAAGAUAAAACUUUCCUGUGAUUUGCUCAGCUUAGAAGGCUGCAUUCAACAGACAAUUUCCUAUCCCAGCUCUCUUCUGAAAGCCUACUGAAGAAAGAUGAACAUGCUGAACAGCCACCACUUUUUGAACUUCUUGCCAACCAUACGCCUUUUCAUCUUAUUAGCAACUUUGACAGCUGCUGGGGAUGUGACUAGUAGCACUUUAAAUCACACUGACAUGAACUUGGGAUCUGUACCUGUGAUUAUCUCCAUAGUUGAUCAUAUUACAGUCAAGGAAGGGAAUAGUGCCUUGAUUGACUGCAAUGUCCAAGGAAAUCCUGCUCCACAUUACAAAUGGUACAAUUCCAAUGGUUGUUUGCUGAAGGAAGAAGAGAACAGUGGAAAAUGGUGGUUUCUUGACAAUGGGCUACUGAACAUUACCAGUGUGUCUUUUGAUGAUAGAGGUAAAUACACAUGUGUUGCUUCUAACAUGUAUGGCACUGUGAAUAAUACUGUGACUCUGAGGGUCGUCUUUACCUCCGGAGAUAUGGGGAUCUAUUACAUGAUUGUCUGCCUCGUAGCUUUUACCAUUGUUAUGAUCUUGAACAUUACCAGGCUGUGUAUGAUGAGCAGCCAUCUGAAGAAAACUGAGAAAGCAAUCAAUGAGUUUUUCAGAACAGAAGGAGCAGAGAAACUACAAAAAGCCUUUGAGAUUGCUAAGCGUAUCCCAAUCAUCACCUCAGCCAAAACUCUUGAGCUUGCCAAAGUAACCCAGUUCAAGACCAUGGAAUUUGCUCGCUACAUUGAGGAACUUGCCCGAAGUGUUCCUCUGCCACCUCUCAUCAUGAACUGCAGGACUAUAAUGGAAGAAAUCAUGGAGGUGGUUGGCUUGGAAGAACAGGGACAGAACUUUGUACGGCAAGCAGCUGAAGGCCAGGAGACUACUGAUGGAGAUGAUAUGUUUAUGAUUCCUAAUGCACUAAAGCGCAGCGACUCUCCCACAGCUGACUCUGAGGCAUCAUCACUGCAUGAACCACCACAGCAGAUUGCGAUAAAAGUGUCAGUUCAUCAGCUGUCCAAAAAGGACUGUAUAGAUGACCAGUCACAAGACAGUGUGCAAUUAGAAAUUAAGGAAGAAGAGAUUCCUCAAACACCAGCAUCUCCUACUGACCUAGUUCCUGAGCCUUCUACUGAACUAAACUCCAAUGAUAUAGCAUUGGCAACUGACAAAAAUACGUGUUUUAUUUAUGAAAGCCAUGUAUGAUAAUUACUCUGUGAAUCUAUGCAUAGGAAGAAUAUCGGGUGGAGCUCCUUUAAAAAUAGAUAUUGUACUUGCCACUAAGCCUUACCUGGAGACUAUCAUAGCAAAAGCAUGCAUGUCAAUUAUUUGAUAUUUUCUUCUUUGAGUUAAUUUUACUAUGAUGUAUGACAGAGUAAUUACUAUUAUAUUAAUACUAAUUGCUCUUUUUGGUUUAGGAGUUUUUUUCAGAAACAUUUACCUCAGCAAUUUCUAGGUUGUUGUCAACUUCAGUGACCUCCUAGAAAUCAUUUGUAGUGUUAAAGAGACUUCGAUUUACUAAACAUAAAACUGUUCUUCAUUUUUCUCCUUCCACUUCCUCUCUUCCAUCCGCUGCAUUUUUGUGUAACUGUUUCCUUGAAUUUGAAACAUUGCCCAGGAGGCAGGAUUUCAGUAGCCAAACAAAAUCCUAGUUAGAUCCUAUUUACCAAGCAUCUUUGCCAAGCUGCAUUGUGAAUUAGAGGGCUAUUAAGAAAGGUUAAAUGUGUCUUUUUCAUUUGAGACCAUUUUAUUUAUGUUUAGACAGUGGGGAAAUAGGUUUCCCUACCCCUUAGACUGAAGAAGACAAUAAGUGUUCAUUCACACAGAUGAUAUACAGUGUAUUUGUUUCUACAGAAGAGAAAGCACUUUAUUUCUGCCAGAAGGCUACAGUACAAACGUGGAGUAGAUUUUUUUCAUAUAUUUAGCUAUCUGUUGACUUUACCAGAAGUCUAUAUCGAGAAGGACUAUGUGUGUCCAAAAUUUAUUGUCUGUUUUGCUUACAUGGUAUGAGUAAAUGGAACCAGAUGACUUUAUAUAACCUGUCAGGAGUGUGGAUUCAGUAAAAGUAUUGUACACUCCAGUAUUUUGUUGCAGAUGAAGCUGAAGUGGUAAAAGAUCCUUGUUUAUCAGGAUUUCCUUUUUCUGCAAUGUAAUUUCCUGAUGAACAAAAACAAGUGCAUCCAUAAUCAUAAUCUUUUUAAUCUGGCAAUGAGUCAAAAAAUUUAGUCAAAUACUUGCUAUUAAGUCAUAAUGGUCACCUCAGUGCAUAAAAAUGGACAAUGAUCACAAACUGUAUUAUGAUAGUACAAUUGAUUUGUUAUUUUAAAAAAUCAUCAUCAAAUUGAGAUCUCCUGGGGUGAGGGGAUUCACUGACAUCUAGCAAAUGUGACUCCAACUGUAUAUAGCUUUCAUAAUCAUGGCAAGUGGGGCAUAUGUCUGUCAUUGGAGAUUUUUAAGAGCAGGUUAGCCACCCGUCCAGGAUGAUCUAGAGAAGACUUAGUCCUUCCUUGGCUGGGGACUGGACGAGAAGACCUCUUAAGGUCUCUUCCAGUCCUGCAAUGCUAUAAUAUUAGGAUCAUGGAGUUAUGCUCAGAUAUUAAUGAACUGCAGGGGUUGGGGAGGGAAGGGGGCUAGUGUCUAUUUCAGAAGUACUGUAAUCAUAUGCACUACUGGAUGAGCAUGGAAAGAGAUCACUUACAAGAUAGAAUUUGUGCAUGAUGAACAGUAUGUUAUUCAAUCAUCUGAUACACAAUUCACUUGGAACUGCUGAGCAGACCAUGGUCUGUUCACUUUGGAGAAGCAUUAGAUCAAGUGUUAGAAAUAACCUGGAGUCUCUUACUCCAGAGUGUUGUAGAGAGAGAAUUCAUUUAGACUGCUGAGAAAUUGGUGGGCAUGGGCCACCCAGACAUUUCCCAAUAGCUGUCACAAUUUGAGCAGUGCUGAUGUUUGGCUUGGAGGAGAUCAGAUAUGUUCACCACAUAAAUAGUUGGGGGCAAACAAGGUCACUGAAACUGCAGCCAUCAGAAAUGGAUAACAAUGGUGGUGGUAGCCCUGAAUGGAGUGCUGAGUAUCCUCAGGACCCAGUUCAGUUACAAUCCACUGAAAUACACUGACGUAGCUAAGAUAUGCACCUACCC
Messenger RNA from Gopherus flavomarginatus (Mexican gopher tortoise), 3831 nucleotides. RefSeq names its product microfibril associated protein 3 like (gene MFAP3L). The record is from RefSeq and is a predicted model, not a curated record. Lineage: Eukaryota; Metazoa; Chordata; Testudines; Testudinidae. Bases 755 to 1900 code for a protein of 381 amino acids. The transcript is spliced from 4 exons.